This is a messenger RNA of Drosophila takahashii, 1801 nucleotides long. It is a transcript of the gene Spt, whose product is annotated as Spitting Image. Gene Ontology annotation, molecular function: actin filament binding; beta-catenin binding. Lineage: Eukaryota; Metazoa; Arthropoda; Insecta; Diptera; Drosophilidae. Gene Ontology annotation, cellular component: adherens junction; membrane; cytoplasm. The record is from RefSeq and is a predicted model, not a curated record. Gene Ontology annotation, biological process: cellularization; cell-cell adhesion; cell migration.
AUUAAACUCUUAUUAACCACUAAAUAUGGAGGUUUUAAGGAAGAAACUAGAGGCCUGUCUGCAGAUUUUAAACAGCACUAACGCAGGCGAUGCAAACUGGUUGAAUGACUUGUGUGCCUUGUUAUUGGACUACUCCACCUUGGUUCACAGCUCCUUGUGCUCCCGAAAGCAGAACGAAUCCUCGGAGUUGGUUUGCCUCUGUCUGAGCCAGAUUCUCACCUGCAUUCGCCAGGUGGAGAACACCAUGAAGAUGUCGGGCGGUAGUUCACAUUCGGCCAGUCAUCAGAAUGUUUACUUCCUGGAUCGCAUUCGGUGGUGCCUCAAACGCCUGCUGCAUCUCCACAGCGAGGACUCGAAUGGGGAUGCACUUACUCCGGAACGCUCCUUUCUGCAUCUGAUGGACGCCACGCUGGACACUUUGGCUCUGUUCACUUCCUACAAUGAGGAGAACUCGGAUCCCUUAAGCUUUCCCCAAUCCCACCAGGAAGUACUUGUUCUCAGCAAACAAUUGCGUGCCAACAUAGAUUUGAUCCUGAGUCAAUCCCUGGGAUUCGCCAAUGUGGCUUUGUCGCAGGACAAAAGAGCUCUCAGUGCUUUGUGUCAGAAGGUAAUCCGCGAGUGCAACGCCUUUCAAGUGGAGUGCAAGGUGCCCAGUGCCUCCUACCACUCCGUACUCAAGCUGAGGGCCAUGACCUUGGAGCAGGCGCUCUACCAACUGGAGGACUUUAUCAACGACGCCCUACUGCGCUUGGUAUUCACCUGCUUUCUGGACUUUGACAAGUUUUCGGUGGACAAAAUAAGAAACCUGCUGAGAAAAAGCACGGAAGAUGAUGCCGUAGCCGAUGAAUUCAUAGCCGACUUUGAUGUGAACAUCGAUCGGGCCACCCAGAUUGGGAUAUUUGCCAUUUCCUUUGCCCCGAGCUUGAAAAUGAAAACCAUGAUGCGCAGCUGUCUGGCCUCCUUUGAGUCGCUGGACACCAGUCUGAUACCUUCGCUGCAGGCCCAUGGCUCCGAGCUGCACUCGGACAUCCUGGAGCAGCACUUCACCGAGGAGGUGGCCAAGUUCAAGGCGGCCCUGCAGGAGAUCAUCGACAGUCGCGCCCUUCUGGGUUGCUGCUUAGAGAUACUGAGCUCGGGCAUUAGUGCCACCGAGAAGCUGUUUGAUAAGCAGCGAUUGGAGGACCUGGCCCAAGUUUCCUUAAUCUUAAUUGAGCACUUUCAACUGGAGGUCAACCGAAAGGGGCUGACCGAAACGAAGAACCAGGCGGGAGAGGAGUACUACGCGCAGUUCAUUCGGAUAUUGCGCGAGUGCAAGGCCAUUUUGAUGUGCGCAUCCCAGGUGGAGCCGCAGCGAAUCCUCAAGCGCUUCAAGAUCCUGCGCACGAUCUUGCGCAAGCUGCACGGCUGCCUGGGCGUUGGCCAGCAGGAAGAGAAGCACCCUAAUCCCUUAGAACCCCUCUUAGUGGUUGAGACGAGCGAUCCAAAUGGCGAUAAUGCAGAUUUAACCCAGUUUACUCGCCGAGGGGGAAGUAUUCUCUACGACACAGAGCGUAGGACUAGAGUAAAUAGAACAAAGGACAAUAAGCUGACCGCAAAUACCUUGGACAUUAAAUCGGAAAAGGCAAAACCUAAUGGAAAUGUUUUAAGAAGAGAAAGUUUACGAACUGUUAUGUUCAAGCGCCAAAAUAUAGCCGAAAGCAGAAAAAUGUAUACCACGAUCAGCAAUCAGUCCACAGAUCUGGAGAUCACAGAUAUACUCGAGCAACUCACUGGAAUGUCCAAUGGCUACUUUGAAUGCUGA